Molecule: messenger RNA, 1278 nt
Organism: Phytophthora nicotianae INRA-310
Lineage: Eukaryota; Oomycota; Peronosporomycetes; Peronosporales; Peronosporaceae
Exons: 1
Coding region: 1-1278 (425 amino acids)
Source: RefSeq, a predicted model, not a curated record
AUGGAGAACACUGCUGCUGGACGUAAGGAUAAUAGUCAUCUCUUCAACGUCGUGUACGAUCCUCGCUUUGACAGGUUCUUCCUUGAAGACGACGAUGUGUACUGUAGCAGGAAUCGCUCUCUUGAACGCCAGAAAGUCUCCAUUCCAUGGGAAAAGUGGAUCAUACCGCCAAAGUCUCCGCCCAAGCGUGUCCGGCAAGACAACGUCAACUCUACCGCCAAAGAUCCUGCAAGUGAUUCUGGUUCAACAGCCAAAGACACUAAACCACAGCCGGUGGCAUCCGUUGAGGUGAAGAACAAUUUGUUAACCGACAAUACCAGUGCUGAUGAAGACACGCAGAUAAGCUCACUGGAAGUUCCAACGCUAGACUUGUCGAGUGGCAAGCCGUUGGCGGAAGACUCAGCACAGAUCGUGGAAAGGAUUCCUACGGACCCUGUUUCCGCCAAACCAAAGAAGAUUCGAGAACAAGACUACACAAUUCAUUUCGAGCGAAGCAACCAAGACGUAGCAAACAUCAUGGUCUCUAGUGUUGUCAAUACCAAGCCAAACAACGAGAACCACGUCAAGUGGAACGGACAAGUGCUUCAUGUAAAAUUCCCUGGCCUUCGACUAGAGUCCGAGAACCAAAGCACAACCACCAAAGCUGAAGCACAGCAACGUGAACAUCUUCACGGAUCAGCGCAUGAUCAGUGGUUAGCCUCGACGUACAAGUUCAAAAACCUUAUGAGAAUCCGUGCUCAUGCUGACGGAUUACGUCGUGUCAACUCGGCCAACCGCUUUGUAGCGGUGUCUUCAUCCGAGUCUUCGGAUUCCGAGGAAGAGAUGAAAACUGCAAUACAUGAAGCAGAAGACGAGAACGACUUGAUGCCAGUGUUCUUCCGAGACGACCGCGUCCUCUUCCGAGCUAAAGGUCGUUUGUUUAAAGGAACAGUUCGUCGUCGUAUUCCCAAGUCGGAUUUCUACAAUAUUCGCGCAGAUAAUGGCAGUUUGUUUGAUGCUGUCAUAGCGUCCAAGAUGGAGCUGCUCGAUGAGCCGGAAGAGCAGCCAUAUUAUCAAUACUCCAAAGGAGAUAAGAUUUUAUGGGUGCCUGAUGCCUACAGCAACAAUUCCGACGAGGAAGAACUGACGUAUAAGGCCAAGAUUGUGCAUGUGCAUCCAUUGAACCGGUUCGAUCUGCUAUUGCGCACUGGUCGAGUAGCCAAGAAGGUGCCGUACGAACAGCUCCGUCCUCGCGAUGAGUCCGAUUUCGUAUCUACAGCGACGUCAAGGCAUCGGUAA